This is a messenger RNA of Petromyzon marinus (sea lamprey), 4460 nucleotides long. It is a transcript of the gene DDX10, whose product is annotated as DEAD-box helicase 10. Lineage: Eukaryota; Metazoa; Chordata; Hyperoartia; Petromyzontiformes; Petromyzontidae. The record is from RefSeq and is a predicted model, not a curated record. Gene Ontology annotation, molecular function: nucleic acid binding; RNA helicase activity; ATP binding.
AAAAGUCUCUGCGUCGUGACGUCAUUGCGCACCGCGAGAGAGACGAGCAGCGAUGGCGGCGUCCAGGGAGCUCGCCGUGCAGGACCUGCAGCAGUGGAAGGAGAAGGAUUUGAAGAAGCGGCGCAAGCUGCAGACGAGGAGGAAGGCGGAGAAGCGGCCCGAGUACGUCGUGGAGCAGGAGGCCAUCGCCAAGCUCACCGACAAAUACGCGCAGAUCAAUGUAGCGGACGUUGUGAAGUUUUCCGAUUUCCCGCUGUCCAAGAAGACGCUUAAAGGUCUGCAGAACGCGGAGUACCGCUUACCGACGGAGAUCCAGCGCAGGACGGUGGGGCUGGCGCUACAAGGCCAAGACGUCCUUGGAGCAGCCAAGACCGGAUCCGGCAAAACCCUCGCCUUUCUCAUCCCGGCUCUGGAGUGCCUCUACCGGAAGCAGUGGACGGCAGACGAUGGUCUGGGCGUGCUCAUCAUCUCCCCAACGCGGGAGCUCGCCUUCCAGACCUUCGAGGUCCUGCGCAAGGUUGGCAAGUACCACGAGUUCUCAGCGGGCCUCAUCAUCGGGGGCAAGGACGUGAAGGAGGAGUCGGAGAGGAUCCAUCGGACCAACGUCAUCAUCUGCACGCCGGGGCGGCUGCUGCAGCACAUGGACGAAACGAGCUACUUCUAUGCCAACAACCUCCAGCUGCUCGUUCUGGACGAGGCUGACCGCAUCCUGGACCUCGGCUUCGCGGUGACGGUGAACGCGGUGGUGGAGAACCUCCCGGCCAGCCGGCAGACGCUGCUCUUCUCUGCCACGCAGACCAAGUCUGUGCGCGACCUCGCACGGCUCAGCCUGCGCGACCCCGCCUACGUGUGGGUGCACGAACAGGCCAAGUACAGCACCCCAGCCACCCUGGAGCAGAACUACGUGGUGUGUGAGCUCCACCAGAAGGUGAACAUGCUCUACUCCUUCAUCAAGAGCCACCUCACCAAGAAGGUCAUCGUCUUCUUCUCCAGCUGCAAGCAGGUGCAGUUCCUGUUCCAUGCUUUCUGCCGCCUGCGGCCAGGAAUGCCCAUCCUGGCACUGCACGGCAAGCAGCAGCAGAUGAAGAGGAUGGACGUGUACCAGGACUUCUGCCGCAAGAAGUCGGCCGCCCUCUUCGCCACCGACAUCGCUGCUCGAGGCCUCGAUUUCCCGGCUGUCAGCUGGGUGCUGCAGUUCGACUGCCCUGAGGACGCCAGCACCUACAUCCACCGCGCGGGGCGCACAGCCCGGUACCAGGAGGAUGGCGAGGCGCUGCUCAUGCUGCUGCCCUCUGAGGAGGCCGGCAUGGUGAAGCAGCUGCAGGAGCGCAAGGUGCCCAUCAACAAGAUCCGGGUGAACCCGGAUAAACUGAAGGACGUGCGUGGAAAGCUGGAGGGGUUCCUGGCGCAGGAGAAGGAACUGAAGGAGCGGGCGCAGCGGUGCUUCAUGUCGUACAUCCGUGCCGUCUACCUCAUGAAGAACAAGGAGGUGUUCGAUGUCACUCGACUGCCGCUACCGCAGUACGCACUGUCUUUGGGACUUGCCGUGGCUCCCCGCAUCCGCUUCCUGCAGAGGGAAGCGCAGCAAAGGAGGGCAGCCGCCGCAAAAGGGUCCGCCCAGUGCACGCUGGGAACGGAGGGCCCCAGCACGAAGGCCGCGCCGCAGCGGAGAGCGGCAGAAGAAGGGGCGUCCGACUCGGAGACGGAGCUGAACACGUUCCGCGAGCACCUGCGGCAGGGGGCGGAGCGGGGCCACUCGGCGAGGGGCGGCCCAGCCACCACCACCACGACGGCGCCGCCGCAAGACUCCUCCUCGUCCAGCGAAGAGGAUGAGAAGGAAGGGGGUGACACGGAGGAGGACGAUGAAGAGGCAGUCGACGCUGCCCGUCCACCAAAGUUCUCGUUGGGUCAGGAGGAGGAGGAGGAGGACGACGACGACGAAGAGGGCGCGGAGCUGCUGAGCGUGAAGCGGCGCGACGUGUUUGGGGUGCGGGGGGCGUCGCAGGCGACGGACGACGUGGAGGACGAGGUGGAUGACGAGGUGGCAUCGCAGAAGAAGGAGCGGAGGGCCGGCGGCGGCGGCAGUGGCCGUAACAGCCGCGUGCGCGAGGCCAAGCGCGUGCUCAAAAAGAAGCUGAAAGUGAACACUCGCGUCCUGUUCACCGACGAGGGCGAGAAGGUGCAGGCCUGGCCGCCGAUGCAGAGUAUGGCUGCGCUUGACGACGAUGAGGACCCCGACGACGAUGGGGGGCCGGGAGGCAUCGACGUGCAACAAGCGCGGAAGCGGCUGCACCGGGAGGACAAGGUGGACAAGGAGCUCUACCGGGAGAAGAUCAAGAAGAAGCACAGGGAACAACGACUGAGAGCCAAGGAGGAACGCAGAGCGCUGAGCAAGCGUGGACGCAACAAGGAUGAGGAGGGCACCGCUGUCCUCGGCCGCAGCGACGACAGCGACGAUGAGAGAGAGGACUUUGACCCCAGCACCCUGCCUGACCCCGACAAGUACCGCGAUGAGGAGGGGGAGAAACGUGGAGUCGCCGAGGAGGGCGACAGCUCGUCGCAGGAGAGCGGCGAGGAUGGUGGAGAGCCAAAGACGCCAAUGGCGACGAGCAGGGACCGCCGCGGCAUGGCCCCUCUCUGCAAGCGGCGACGGGCACAGUCGAACGACGACGAUGAUGAUGAUGCUGGCGGGAGGGUGAUGGACACGGGGCUGUCUCUGGCCGAAGACGAGGAACUUGUGCUGCACCUGCUCCGCCAGUAGAGGCCGAGUGACCACGCAGCGGAGCCUUUUGUCGGCACGGCGGGGACGUAUGGCCAGGAGAUGGACUCGAGCGAAGGCCGAUCACUGAACACAUCAACAUCAAUAAUAAUUUUACAAUUUAUAUUUUUGGGUUAGGCCAUGUACUGGAAUGAUCUGGUCCAAUUUGUUGCAUAACUCUUGACCACCCAACGAUUUAAACGGUCACAUGAUGUACAAGCGUUGAACGAUGCGCCAAUUAUUAUUGAUUCCGCUAGAGUUGAAGACCGGAAUUCUGGCAAAGUCUUUGUGGCCUUAACCCAAAACUAUAUUAGAAAUGGUAAUAUUGGCUGUGAAAACCUCUGCGUUAAGUAAACAAUAAUUGGAACGUAUGGGUUGUCUACAUGCAAUCGCAUUUUUGAGACCCUUAACUUAAACAACAUAGUUGAUCAAAAAAACUACGUUCGGGUGGCAGGCGGUGUCGGUGGGGAGGGAGGGAGCCAGGGCAGGAAAACACGGGAAGGAGGGCGACACCGUGGCACUGCGACCAUGAGCCCAACAAGAACCACAACGACGAGCCCCUUGGGCAACCAGGGCAGUGCCAAUGAUCCCCCCAAGGGUAUCCAAAGGGGACCAUUGUACCAUUACAAGAAAUGUUACAGUAUCAUUUGGAUCCGUAAAGCAUCUAAUGAUUAAUAAUGUAUUUUAUUUGUAAUGUCUAUUUAUCCAGGAAGCCUCGCGGGCUCUCAACAAGUGUGAGAGUUGUGUUGUACUCCGUGUGGGAGGGGAUCCGGAAACCCCCUCGGUGAAUGCGACGUGUCCUCGAGGCGCUGAGGAGUCCCAGCGUCCAAAAUCCUCCCUGCACUCACACCUGCCUACAUGCCCCCCCUCUCAUCUCUCUCUACUCCCCUCUACACACUCGCUUACCCCUUCUGUCCUACUACACUUCACUCAAUCCUACCCCUCCCCUCUCAUUCUACUCACCUCCAACACUCUCCUACCCCUCCACUCUCAUCUCACUCUGCUCCCCUUCACACACUCUACUACCCCUCCCCUCUUGCCCUACUACCCUCAACAUUCUCCUACCCCCUCAUCUUUUCUCAGUGGGAGGUCGCUCAUUCUCCUCUGCUGUCCCCAGUCUGGAAAUCCCUUCCCCAAGCCAUCUAUGCUAUCGACUCCCUGUUUAUGUCCAGGUCCAAGACUAUCCCCUUUUCUCUCCGCCUAUGAUCGACUGCCUCUCCCAAACAUAUAAGCUAACUUACUUUCUGUAUUGUCUUGAGAUGCGGUUACAUGCAGAUGCCGCUAUGCUAAUUCUUUCAGUAAAAUGACUUCUGACAUUCAUGAUACAUCAGUUGAAUCAUACUUGCAAUCAUCAUUAUUUCGCAAUGAAUAUGCAGUGUGAGGAGCCGGUGGAGCACUGCGCCAUGAACACGACGACCUGUGUUAAUUACCCAGCCAUGGCUGACAUCAGUGGCAAGUGACUUCCGAACCGGUCCUGAAUCUCGUCUCCCUUCGCCAGCCUGCACUGAUUAGUGCGGUCAAGCAUCGUCAAAACAACCCUCAUGACCGACAGUUGUAGAGGCCUUCAUCCAGCAGUGGAUUGAGAAAUGGUAAUUUUUAUAUUACGAAUAUAAUCUUGUACGUUUACACCAUUGUAUAUUUUAUACGUUUAUGUAACUAUUGCAGAUUCAACUCAAUAGAAAAAAUAAAUAUGAAUUUGUGA